This is a messenger RNA of Polyodon spathula (Mississippi paddlefish), 1540 nucleotides long. Its product is annotated as palmitoyltransferase ZDHHC15B-like. NCBI's taxonomy places the organism in Eukaryota, Metazoa, Chordata, Actinopteri, Acipenseriformes, Polyodontidae. Gene Ontology annotation, biological process: synaptic vesicle maturation; protein targeting to membrane; peptidyl-L-cysteine S-palmitoylation. Gene Ontology annotation, cellular component: Golgi apparatus; endoplasmic reticulum. Gene Ontology annotation, molecular function: protein-cysteine S-palmitoyltransferase activity. The record is from RefSeq and is a predicted model, not a curated record. The coding region runs from base 559 to 1380 and encodes 273 amino acids. The transcript has 12 exons.
AGUGCGAUUAGCGGGUUGUCAAAGUUUUGAUUUGGUCCCAGCCAGUGCCAUUAAAAUUUUUACUGGUAAUAACAUCUGCCAAAAUGAAAUUGUAAUCUUUGGAAUUAGAAGCUGUUCUUCACGUGUACACUAAAUAUAGUGCAACACACAAUCACCAAGUAUUGUAGACUGAGGUGGGGCUAUUCUACCCUAUAGGCUGAUUAUAUUCCUGAGGGAGAAAUCAUUGAAUUAAAUGUGGUUAUGAUUGGUCAGACUUUAUAGAAAGAGCUCCUCUUAUGAAUAAAGACUGUGCAGCUUUCCAAAUAAGAAAAGUGUUUCAAAAGCUCAAGAGUUUUACUCCUUUCUGGGUGCAGUUGUUGCCUAUUAAAUGUUCUCUAAUGUACAUCUUGUGCAGUAUUGAAAUGUGGAUUCUGCUGUGCACAUCAGUUAAGAAAAGAAAGUGAAUCUUCAAAAAGAUGCGCAUUGGGGCUGUGGUGAAGACUGGUGCAAAAUCAAGUUACUAUCACCAACGGUUUUGAAAAAGUGGCCUACCUUGCAGUUUUUCAUGUCUGUUUUGUAAUGUUUGUGUGGACAUAUUGGAAGUCUAUUUUUACACCGCCUUCUCAGCCAUCAAAACAGUUUCAUAUGUCCUACUCUGACAAGGAGAGAUAUGAGAAUGAGGAGAGAUCUGAAGUACAGAAGCAAAUCCUGCUGGAUAUAGCCAAGAGGUUACCAGUGUAUACCCGGUCAGCAUCUGGAGCUGUCAGAUUUUGCGAUCGGUGCCAGGUGAUUAAACCAGACCGCUGCCAUCAUUGUUCUCUCUGUGAAAUGUGUGUGUUGAAAAUGGAUCAUCAUUGCCCUUGGGUGAAUAACUGCAUUGGUUUUUCGAACUACAAGUUCUUUCUGCUGUUUCUGACGUAUGCCAUCGUGUACUGUGUGUUCGUUGCCUCCACUGUUUUGCAGUACUUCAUCAAGUUUUGGGCAGGUGAGCUCCCAAACGGCCACGCCAAGUUCCAUGUCUUGUUCUUGCUCUUUGUGGCUCUCAUGUUUUUUGUGAGUCUCAUGUUCCUGUUUGGCUACCACUGUUGGCUUGUGGCUAAAAACAGAUCCACUCUGGAGGCUUUUCAAUACCCAACUUUUCAUAAUGGACCUGACAAAAAUGGCUUCAACCUUGGGUUUUUGAAAAACUUGCAACAGGUGUUUGGGGAAGAUAGAAAAUAUUGGUUUAUACCGACGUUUACCAGCCUUGGCGAUGGUCAUUUCUUCCCCAUGAGGUUUCAGGGCGAAUCCCGAAAUCCUCUGUUGGCCAAUGAAGAGCAGUGUGAGGAUGGGGGAUCGGAUGAAGAAAACUACAUUCUGCGAAGAGGAGAUCCGUCAGUCACCAUAGAACUGGACACAUAGCAAGCUGUGGGGUUUGCUGAUUUCCUGCUACAGGACUGCAGAUUACUUAAAAUGAGAAUCUCCCUCAAGGACCAGGAAUCAAGUUACUGUUGUGUUUUAUGGAUAACCACAUUCCGUCUUGCUGGAUUUGAAAACAGCAGCGUUUCUUUUUUAAUAUAUA